Symbiodinium pilosum is the source of this 4284-nucleotide messenger RNA. The record is from the annotation of a GenBank genome assembly. Lineage: Eukaryota; Dinophyceae; Suessiales; Symbiodiniaceae.
AUGGCCCUGCGAGGCUCGGUGACGGCAUUCCAGCGUUUCCUGGCAUCAGCCUGGUGCUCACCAACUUUGGUGACUGACACGGCUACCUGGCGCAUGGGUGGCCGACGUGUCCUCUUGCCAUACACCGUUUACAAGGUAUAUCGCCAACUUCGAAGUCAGGAGUUUGACAGUUUGCGUAAAGCGGCCCUCGAUUGCAUCGUGAUGCAAGCAAAUUCCCCGCAGGCCUCACUCCGGAAGACGGCCAUGCGAGCCCUGAGCGAUCUGGUUGAUAUGGACAUUUCCGUGCUCAGCUUGAGGGCAGUGGAGGAAACAGUGGACAUGCGUCUUCGUGACGAGUCCUCCUGGGUUCGGCAGGUUUCCCUGGACCUGCUCGGGCGCAUCCUAGAAGGAAGCCUGGCUGAGGCUCUGGUCAGCCAGGCGUCCCUGCAGGGCAGCGGUGGUGAGGCUUGGUGCUGCGGCCAGCUGCUCCCAAGCGGCCAAGCACAGAGGGCAGCCAAGGAGGCCCAGAGCUCUCAUUUUGCAUCUCUCCAUGGCAUUGCAAGUGGCUACAUGCAAGUACAUGGUGACCCGGGCUUCGGUUUCACAAGACGGUGCGAGGGCGGCUGCCUUAUGCCGCGAGAGGCUUUCGUCCUCUACAGCCAGCCAUCAGAAAGGAGAUGCCAGAUGCUGCGGCGAGCAAGAGGUGAUGACGACGGCGUCCUCGAUGGAACAUUUAAGGAGGUAGCUCAGAAUCUUAUCGACUCUAUGCCUCUGCCUGCCGAAGACAAGCAGGCCCACGAGGCUUACAGAAUGGGCCUGGCAGCCCAGGGUGACGGAGAUCUGCAGGACGCGGUGCGCUGGUAUGCGAAGGCGCUAAAAUUGGAAAGCGAUCCAUUUGAACGUGGCUACAUUCUGUACAACUUGGGCAUUGUAUUUCACGAGAAUGGUGAGUACACCAAAGCAGCGAAGUACUACAUGAUGGCUGUGGAUCAAAACUACCAAUUAUACUCUGCCUGGAACAAUCUUGGUGUGAUGUAUCACGCCCAGGGAGUCAAAGCAGAGCAAGACAUGCGAUUUGAUAGGGCAGAUGCUCUCUACGAGAAGGCAGCAGAGUACUGGAACCGAGCGGCCAACUUGGCACCUGGGCAGUACGCCGAUGCUGAGCGCUGGUUGCUGGAAACGGGCCGGGCGCAGGGCGAAUGGACCCUGGCCCCAAUCUACGAUCUCAACGGCAGCUUGAUGUGCGAAAUUGGAGUGGAUGCCCGUGAUACCUGCAAUGCAGUGCAAUCCUGUUAUGGAAAGCAUGAAGUUCGGAUAAAUUCCUUGCAGAUCCCGAUUGGGAUCCGGGUCACCAACUCCCGGGUGUCGAAGAGGCGCGUGAAUGACACCGCGGUGAUUGUCAGGCGGCAGGCCACGAAGAUCCUCAGCGCAUUUGUGUUGAACCACCCAGACCAUCCAGAUGUGGUACCCGUCACACUGGACCUGCUGCGACGCUCCACUGACUCAGAAGCUUUGCGCAACCUUGUUUUGGGCACCUUCGAACUCCUGUGGUUCAUGGACGAUGAGCCAACGCCAGAGGCCGCUCGUCAGCUGUGUCGGGUGGUGGAUGCCUCUCGAACCAUGGUUGCUGCCUUGGGUGACGUCUUGCAGGAGCUCCUGCGGCGCUUCCGGAAAUCCAUCGGCUCUCGCAAGAACUCCAAAGGCUACGAGUUCGCGAUCCGUCGCUGGACAACAUUGAUUCUCAACGAGUUCGUGCGCAUGAAGUGCGGACAAAACUUGGAGGCACCCGCCAAAAAAGCCAAGGGCAUCAAAGGCGAGCCGCAAGCUGCCGAAAGUGCGGAGGAGCAAUGGCUGAUGCGCCGGUCGCUGCUCUCCACGCUGGAGGCGUUCUCUGCGACGCAGCCCAAGGAUUUGCUUGUGCACCUGCGACCCCUCACGAUCUACCUUGCCCUGGAGGACGACUCGCCACCUGAGGACCAAUGGGUGGCCAUCAAGGUUUGUCGGAUCCUGGCCUCCGUCUUACCUUUUGUGGCGGAAAGGCGCGGCCUCAUGGAUCAUCGGCAGGUCCAGGUGGACCUACAGGCCCUCAUCCGCAACCAGCCGUCCAGUGGCGUGCACGAGGCUGUGCGCUGUCUUUGUCUCGUCGUGAAAUAUGUCACCGGCGACUUGGCACAGAUCGUCUCGCACUUGAACGUUGCAGUGCCAUCCCUCUCACGGCUUUGUGCCACUGGCGAGCAGAAGCCUGGCAGCCUCGAGCGGAUCCAGUUGUUGUACAUGAGCCGUCAAGCUUGGGUGCUUGCAUCCAUCAUGGAGUGCCUCCACAUAGAUGAUUAUGUCCAGAUAGAGGGCAUCAACGUUGCAGAUCAGCCUAAGCGUCGUGUGCUGCCACGGUCGGACCUCAAGUUUGAGUUUGUUGGAGACUCUGUGGCCACAACCGUGCUGGACCUGCUGCUGAGGUUGAAUGCAAUUGGUGAGUCGCAGCUGCGUGCAGUGGCUGCCUCCUGCAUGGGCUUCUUCUUGAAAGGUCACCGUGGCUUCACCAAAGACCGGCGAGUGGCAGAACUACUGCACAGCGCCCUUAGUUCCAGUGAUCUCCUCCUCUGCAGAAAAGCGCUGGAGACGCUGUCAUCCCUUCUGGCCCACUUCCGCUCCGAGGCAGACCGGGAGUCCAAGUCUGGCGCGGCCGACUUUGCAGACAGCCGCGAUGGCCGUGUUGCUGGUUCGCAGACACAAACCCAGGCAGCUGCGAAGCCCGGCGAGGCUGCCACCAAGACCAACUCGGCCAUAGAAGCGGCACAGCCGCUUGCAGCUUUUGCCGAUGUUGUACUAUCGCACAUCACGCUUGCUGGCAGCGUGGGCCCAGCUGCAAGUCGGGUAACGUCCCCGAUCAAACGGUCCCGCACAAAACAAAGCGAUGCAGCUGCACCCGCAGGGGCGGCACAUGAGGAUGCUGUGAAAUCUGAAGGCGUCCUGCGGGUUCGAGUUGAGGCUCUGUCCGUGGUACGACAUCUUCACCAGCAAGGCUUGGUGAAUCCAAUGUCCGUGUUGCCCAAAGUCUUUGCCCUGACCUUUGCUGGCGAUAUUCGCCUGUCAGAGCCAGCGACUGCCAUGCUGAAAGAGAUGCUGGAGCUCAGGCCCACCUUGCUGCUAAAUCGACUUGACGAAGCCUUCCGAGAGGCCUUCCUGGCACUCAUCUCGGCUGCGUCGACGCCUGUUCGGCUCGGCGAGGCCCUGGCGCCCCAACAGCUCUCGGGAUUGGGCGACGUCUAUAUGGAGCGAUUUCGAAAGCAGAAAGCUUUGCGGGAUGCCUUCCUUCGGAAAGCUUUGCGUGAGCUACAGCGGCUGCCAACCACUCGGUCAGAGGAGCGUUUUGCAGAGCUUGCAGCCCUCGGAGUAGUCAGCGUGGAAGAUGCGGACGGCUCCAGGAGAGCUGGGGGAGAGGCCCCCGGCCGGAUCACUUUGCGGCAAAAGCAGCAACUUCUCUACGCCCAGUUUAUGGCGUCAGCUGUGACAUCUAUGCCUUUCGCCUUUGAGAACGAGCCUUUGCUUAUCAUCUUUGAGUGCAAUCAUCACCUUGCCCUGCAUGCCGGGGCCUUGCUCGCGUCCGCUGACGGAGCUUUGAAGGAAAAGGAGGUACUCUCUCCUGAGCAGGUUUUUGUGGAGGCGCUCUCCAUCAUCAGCUGCGUGGUCCUGAAGAGUGUGUUGAAGAGAGAGUAUAAUCUUUCUCCCGAGCAAUGCGCGACCUUCAACCCGAAGGAGCUACGGCAGGAGCGAAUCAAAGUAUUUCCGACUUGGUCCUUCCGAGGGGAAGAUGGACAGACACCGGCGCGCAGCCGUUUCCCAGCUAGCGAGUGGCUGGAAAAGAUUUCUCCUCUGGUAGAAAACUUUGGUCGGCCAGAUGAGAUCAUCUCCUACAUCCGCAAAAUCACGGAUGCAGACCCUUGGGAUGACAGUCGAACGCGGCACGAGGCCAAAGUCGAUCAUCUCGAGGGCCGGCGCCAGGGCCGCAAAAACAAAAUGAAAGCCUCAAAGGCGGGAUCGAAGGCCACCAAGACCACAAAGGCCACUGCGAUGGAUGGGAAGGUCACUCCGAAGGGUGGCCGUGGCCGCGUUGAGAAGGGGAAGUCGACGCCCAAGAAGAAGCCAAGGAGGAGGGCCGGCGCCCUGGACUCUGAGGAUGACUCAGACUGGGAGGAGCCAGGUGCUCGAAAGCGGCCAAAGUUGCAAGCCAAGGGGGCGGCCGAAGAACCAGACCACCGACAGCAGGACUCAGAAGAGGAGCUGCUGGCGGAAGAUGCUGACUGA